AUGGCCCACAUGGCACCCCUCGGCAAUCACGGGGGGGUGGGGGGUGGUGUUCAGCGGCAAAACGGCUGUGCCCAGGUAUGUGGACCCUUGAUGUCUGCCCUGUGUGGUCAUCCCACAGCCCCGGAGUGUGUGGGGGACUGCAGGAGGGUGAGGAGAAGAGUGGAGGGGAAUAAAGGCAGUACAACUGUCCCUUGGCCCAGCCUCUUCUUUACACAUGCCACCCUGACCGUGGGCCCAAAGGACUUGGACCACAGUGAGAUGGACAACUCGGCUGCCAAAGACCACAUGGACACGUGUGCCCGGAGCAUCCACAGGUCUCGUCUCCCUUGCCUGAGGAUGGGCUGGGCUCCUGGGGAAUCUCCAGAGUCUGGGGCUGAGGUCUGGAGGAGCCUAGUGUCUGUGCCCUGGAGAACAUCUCAGAUGGAAGACCAUGGCCUCCUAGGAGGGAACAAGCAACUCUCCCUGUGGACCUCAGAAUUAUUUUGCUGGGGCACUGGCUCCAUGCAGGAUAGAAUUCUAGGCUGUGGGGACACAUGGUGA
This is a messenger RNA of Rangifer tarandus platyrhynchus (Svalbard reindeer), 540 nucleotides long. The record is from the annotation of a GenBank genome assembly. Lineage: Eukaryota; Metazoa; Chordata; Mammalia; Artiodactyla; Cervidae.